Mucor mucedo is the source of this 1083-nucleotide messenger RNA. RefSeq names its product phosphate-induced protein 1. The record is from RefSeq and is a predicted model, not a curated record. Lineage: Eukaryota; Fungi; Mucoromycota; Mucoromycetes; Mucorales; Mucoraceae. The coding region runs from base 58 to 942 and encodes 294 amino acids. The transcript has 3 exons.
CGCUUUUUAGACCUGUUUGAUUGUUUUUAUUUCUGUCCCCCUUUUCCUUCAUACGAAAUGAAAUUACUAACUUUGUUUGCUGCUCUUGUAUCGGUCUUUACUGUUAGUGCCCAGCAAACUGUAACCAAUGGUGCAGGCGCUUCGGAUACCAUUAAUCAAUAUGGAAGUACUUUUAAAAACGCCGGAGGCAGUAUUCUACAUGAUAAAGUAAAUGUAUACAUUAUCUUUUACGGUAACUGGUCUUCCCCACAGAGUCAGCAAGAACAAACAACUUUUAUGCAUUUCAUUGACCAUAUUUCAAUCAGUCCAUGGUUCAAUCUUUUAAAACAAUAUACUGAUGGUAACGGAAAAGCAGUUACAGGACCCCUUAAUUUGGCAGCAGCAGUUAAUGACGCCGGGAGUCAUUCUCUUAACUUGACUACCACCAUUCAUAAACAAAUUGUUUUAGAUGCAGUCAAUUCAGGUUAUCUUUCACCAACCAAUCGUUUAGACAACAGUGGUCUUUAUAUUAUCAUGGGAGCAGCUAAUGUCCAAGAUGCAGAUUUUUGCAAAACCAAUUGUGGUUACAACAGUUGGAGCGACGAGUUUCAAUAUAUGUAUAUUGGCUAUCCAGGUGCAUGUCCUGAGUCAUGUAUUCCUACAGUGAAUAGAAACACUUCACCAAACAACUCACCUGCAAUGGAUGCUGCCAUCACUAUUUUCUCUCACGAAAUUCAAGACAUAUUAACCGAUCCCAGAGGUGACGCUUGGGAAAUUCCCACCCAAAGUGGUAUUACUGUUGAAUUGGGCGAUUUUUGUUCUGAUGAAGGAACUAGUAAAGUUCAAUUCGGUAACAUGACCCAAGAUCAACAAUCUGGCAGUUAUAAUCUGGAGUUAGCUGGUAGCAAAUACUUAGUUCAAGCCAUUUUUAACCUUGAAACAAAACAAUGUGCACUUGCAUAAAACAAUUGCUAUUGUAUACCCGCUUACUCUGGCAUAUUCUGCUUUACCCUUAUCUACUUUUUAGUUUAAGGAACCAACAAAUAAAAAAACAAAAAAAAACAAAACAAAAAACAUUGAGAGCUUAUGAACAACAAAUAGACA